Messenger RNA from Lycium barbarum (goji berry), 591 nucleotides. RefSeq lists its product as uncharacterized. Bases 1 to 591 code for a protein of 196 amino acids. The transcript is spliced from 3 exons. The record is from RefSeq and is a predicted model, not a curated record. NCBI's taxonomy places the organism in Eukaryota, Viridiplantae, Streptophyta, Magnoliopsida, Solanales, Solanaceae. Gene Ontology annotation, molecular function: protein binding.
AUGUCUAAUAAGUACUUUCUCCAUGAUAUGGUCAUCAAAAUAUUGCUAAACCUUCCUGUCAAACCUCUUGUAAAGUUCAAACUUGUCUGCAAAUCAUGGCGUUCUCUAAUUGAAGAUCGCCAGUUCAUCAAACAACACCGUGAUCGAUGCCAACAUGAUGUAAAUUGUCACAAAAUCCUUUUGGCUAGCUGGAAGCGGUUACCUCGAUGCGAUGACUUUGAGGGGAAAAUGGUAGUAGAUGAUGACGGAUUUGUUUAUAUGAGCACGUAUGAGUAUGCCAGCAACAAGAGCAUUAUUCAAUGUAUGUGUUUGAAAAAUGAAAAUUUUGAAGAAAUAUCGUUUCCAGAUGCAGGGGUGAAAAAUCCAGUUCUAUUUAUCGCGGGAGAAAAUCUCUUGCUUAUGAAUGAGACGAUUGAUUCGCUAGUUUUGUACAAGGUUUAUGAUUCAAAAAGACAAAAGUUGGAAAAAGCUAGAAUUGAGGUGCUUGAACAAGUUAAAGCUGAUGUGCUUGAAUCAUCACAACCUUAUUUUGGUCAAGAAUAUGUUGCACUAGCAUGUGUGGAGACAUUAAUCUCUCCUAAUGCUCUAUAG